Megalopta genalis is the source of this 3406-nucleotide messenger RNA. RefSeq names its product Lysosomal alpha-mannosidase II (gene LManII). Gene Ontology annotation, molecular function: carbohydrate binding; alpha-mannosidase activity. Gene Ontology annotation, cellular component: lysosome. Lineage: Eukaryota; Metazoa; Arthropoda; Insecta; Hymenoptera; Halictidae. The record is from RefSeq and is a predicted model, not a curated record. Gene Ontology annotation, biological process: mannose metabolic process.
GAGAGUAAUUCUGUCAUUAGUCAGUGGCCGGCCGUAACCGACAGCGAUCGGCAAUGUUGUGGUGCGAAUUUUUCCUGCCGUUCCUGUUUCUCUUCUCGUAUGGAGGAGCAUUCAGAAUACUGCCAGCGCCGAGCAGCCCCAAAUGCGGCUACAGCUCAUGUGCCGCAGUCGAUCCGAGCAAAUUGAACAUUCAUCUGGUGGCUCACACGCACGACGAUGUCGGCUGGUUGAAGACGGUAGAUCAGUAUUUCUUCGGAAGUCGGUCUAAGACGCAAGUGGCUGGCGUGCAAUAUAUUCUGGACAGCGUCGUGCAAGCACUGGUGGCAAAUCCUGAGAGAAAGUUUAUGUACGUGGAGACUGCUUUCUUGUGGAAAUGGUGGGUCCGACAGGACAAGAAGACCCAACAAAUUGUGAAGAAUUUGAUAAACGAAGGCCGGCUGGAAAUUAUCGGCGGUGGAUGGAGCAUGAACGAUGAGGCGGUCACGCACUAUCAUUCUCUGGUCGAUCAGUACACCUGGGGAUUCAGACGACUUUACGACACUUUCGGAACUUGCGCGAAACCGCACAUAGGCUGGCAAAUAGAUCCUUUCGGUCACUCCAGAGAACAAGCGUCGCUUUUCACGCAACUAGGAUUCGAUGGUCUGUUCCUGGGACGCAUUGACUACCAAGACAAACGACAGAGGAUCGAAGACAAAUCGAUGGAGUUCAUCUGGAAAGGCAGUCCGAAUUUAGGAUCUAAUGCGGACUUGUUCACGGUUGUGUUGUACAACACUUAUUCCCCGCCACCUGGAUUCUGUUUCGAUGUUUUAUGCAGGGAUGAUCCCAUCAAUGACGAUGUUGAAAGCGCAGACUACAAUGUUCCCGAAAAGGUGAAUCAGUUAAUGCAGUACGUGGGUAAACAAGCAGACAUAUACCGCACGAAUAACGUCAUAUUAACAAUGGGCGGAGAUUUCACGUAUCAGCAAGCGGAAAUGUACUUCAUUAAUCUGGACAGAUUAAUAAGAUACGUGAGGGAACUGAACAGUACCGAGGUGAACAUAUUCUACUCGACGCCGUCGUGCUAUCUGAAAGCAGUGAAUGACGCUAAUCUGCAAUGGCCAACAAAGGAGGAUGACUUCUUCCCGUAUGCCAGCGAUCCUCAUUCUUAUUGGACCGGAUAUUUCUCGUCGAGGCCUACUAUCAAAUACUUCGAACGAAUGGGAAACAAUCUUCUGCAGAUUAAUAAACAGCUGGUCGUGUUGGCUAAUUUCACGGAACACAAUGCUCAUUUGGAGCAUUUCCGAGAAGCGAUGGGUAUAAUGCAGCACCAUGAUGCAGUCACUGGAACCGAAAAGCAAUUGGUUGCCGAUGAUUAUGCUCGCAUAUUGUACAAGAAUAUGGAGCAAGGCACGGAGACAGUGGCCGCAGCGUUAAAAAAAUGGACGUUUGGAAAUUCAAAUGUUACGACUACAAAAAUGUUCUCUUGCAUGGAGUUAAACAUCAGCUCCUGUCCGUACACCGAGGAACAAAAUUCGAUACUCACAAUUUAUAAUCCUUUAUCGUUCCAAAUUGACACGCCAAUUCGCGUCCCUGUCCAACAAGGCACCUACAAAGUUGAAGAUCUAUCAGACUCGGCCAAAAAAGUUGUCUCGCAAUUGGUCCCCAUUCCAAAUUCUGUACAACAAAUCCCUGGACGAGUGAGCAAAGCAACGCACGAGCUUGUAUUUAUGGCAAAGGUGCCAGCAUUGGGAUAUCAGUCUUACAAAGUGAUAAAAACAAGUGAUACAUAUGAAAAUAUAGUAACUUCGACGGAUUCCAUCCAGAACGAGCUUUACGAGAUAUACGUGAACAACGACGGAAAAGUUGUUGUAAAUUAUAAACAGGAGAAGGACAUGAGUGUUGUCCAGUCGUUUCACUAUUACGAAGGACAGGUAGGAAACAACGAAAUACCUAAGAAUAGGUCGUCAGGUGCAUACAUAUUUAGACCAAUCGGAAUGUUUGCCAGGGGCUUCAUGAACCCUACGGAUUACAAAGUAUACAAAGGCGACGUGGUGCAAGAGAUCCAUCAAACGGUUAACAGUUGGAUCAGUCAAGUGGUCAGAAUUUACAAUCAAAAAGGAAAUGAAGAAAAUGUCGAAUUCGAUUGGCUUGUGGGCCCGAUACCUGUUGAGGACAAAGUUGGUAAAGAGAUCGUCACCAAGUACAGCAGCAACUUGAGCUCGAAGGGAGAAUUUUUCACCGACAGCAACGGGCGUGAAAUGUUGAAACGACAGAGGAACAUUCGUCCAACGUGGAACCUGAUGUUGGAGGAGCCAGUGUCUGGCAAUUAUUAUCCGGUCACUACUAAGAUAGCUCUGGAAGAUGAGGACAGGUACCAAAGGCUCAGCGUGAUCACUGACAGAGCCCAAGGUGGAACCAGCAUGAAAGAUGGGGAGAUUGAGCUGAUGGUUCAUAGGAGAUUGCUGCAUGACGACGCAUUCGGUGUGGGCGAAGCUUUGGACGAGACUGCAUUCGGUCAUGGUUUGGUAGCUAGAGGAUCUCACUAUCUUCUCGGAGGCAGCACAAAAGAUUUGGACAAGUUGAUAUUGAACGAGAAGAUUUCGACGCUUAAGUCAGUGCUGCGACCAUGGACCCUUGUGACACCGUUCAAAGACGACUCUGAGAUCACUCAGUUCCCUUAUCAAACACCGGUAUCCGGUCUGAACAAUUCCCUACCAGUGAACGUUCAUUUGUUGACCUUGGAGCCUUGGAUAUACGAUACCGUUAUAUUGAGAUUAGAACACAUUUUCGAGAAGGACGAAGCUAAGACUUUGUCGAAAUCUGUCAACGUCAAUCUUCAGGGCCUGCUCGCAAAUCGCAGAAUUUUAACAGUUAGGGAAACGACACUGGGAGCCAAUAAAUGGUUGCAGGAGGUGAACCGUAUGCAAUGGAAAGCUGACUCGAACGAAAUUGUUGAGCAGUUCGAAGAAUUACCAUAUAACAUUACCCAAUAUAAUGUUACUCUCAAUCCGAUGGAAAUACGAACAUACAUUAUAUCAUUCAUGCCUCAGGAGUAGUUAUAUGUACAUACGUUAUUCAGUCAUAUCAUUUUAUCGCAGAAGUACAUCGAAUUAUUCUCAAUUUCUGCAACAUGAAGCUCGGUUAAAAUAGCGAAAAGUCUCGAGAGGAGCUAAUUUAGAUAAACAACGAAACAAUUAGCGAAUUUAUCGUAACACAGUUUAUAAGUGUUAAAAAUAAUCUAUCCUGUUCUGUUUGUUAAGAAAAUUUAGUUUUAUACUGAAAUUGUGAACACUACGUUGUAAAUACUCGACAAAUUUAAAUACAGCAAGAACGGACAAGUCUGUUACUGACAAUUUUAUUCAGUGCCAUUUAAAAAUAGUUAAAACUAUAGAACAAAAUAAAUAAAUAAAGCAACUACUAAUUAUAA